Messenger RNA from Echinostoma caproni, 645 nucleotides. The record is from the annotation of a GenBank genome assembly. Lineage: Eukaryota; Metazoa; Platyhelminthes; Trematoda; Plagiorchiida; Echinostomatidae.
AUGCAAUUGAGAAAUACCGACUCUGGCUGUUUUAUAAUAUUCUACUAUCUCUGUGAGUGUACCGGCCGUAAUGGUCCGAAUCAGUCCAAGCGUUUUAUCGCAUUAACGAACAAGUCGGCCGUGUUUUCAGCUUACGUAACUCGAACCAUGUACGGUAAACUGCAACCAGACAUAUGGUCUCAACUCAGUGCUCCACAAUCCACCCAAAAAAUCAUACUUGGUGCCCCGAUUCCAAUCGACAACGAAAGCCUAUUCCGAUUGCCCAAUCAGUCAAAGAUCUGUGAAACUUUUAUUAAUUCCUAUUAUUUGGACUGGGAUGCGAGUACCACGAACGCAAACUCGAUUUCGGAAGCACUCGGUGUACCUAAACCACCUUUACCUCGUCCCUCCAAGGCACCGUGGUCGACGACUGGCGGCUGGUCCGAACCUUCCGCGGUGUCUAGUCACAAUUCGCGUGCUCAUUCUUCAUACCCAUUGACCGGUCGGACUUCUGGACGCGACGUAUAUUACGAGAACGCCUCGGGAGCUACACGUGUCACGUUGUACACCUUUACCACUCCCUUAUAUCCGGCAAAUUAUCCAGCGCAAAUUGAUUGUAUCAAGAUUAUUCGAGGAGAUGUGACCGCAAUAAAUUGUCGUGAUUAA